AAUAUAAAACAAAAAAAAAAAAACCUGACAACACAGUUUAAACAAACAACACCACUUCAUCAUCAUCAUCAACAAGUAUAUAUCAUCUCGUUGGGCAUUCAUUAUCCGAGAAUAGGUGUUUGACAUAGGAUUUAAUAUAUUAUAAUGAGAGAAAUCAUCCAUUUAUCAACUGGUCAAUGUGGUAAUCAAAUCGGUGCAGCCUUUUGGGAAACCAUCUGUGGAGAACAUGGAUUAGAUAAUAACGGUAAUUAUCACGGUGCUGAUGAUAUUCAAAAAUCCAAACUUGACGUGUAUUUUAAUGAAGCAAGUUCUGGUAAAUAUGUUCCUCGUGCCGUUUUAGUCGAUUUAGAACCAGGUACCAUCGAUGGAGUGAAAUCAUCUCAUAUUGGAAAUUUAUUUAGACCAGACAACUAUAUCUUUGGUCAAAGUUCUGCUGGUAACGUUUGGGCUAAAGGUCAUUACACUGAAGGUGCUGAGUUGGUAGACUCAGUAUUGGAUGUCGUCCGUAGAGAAGCUGAAAGUUGUGACUCUUUGCAAGGUUUCCAAAUCACUCAUUCCUUAGGUGGUGGUACCGGUUCUGGUAUGGGUACCUUAUUAAUUUCAAAAAUUAGAGAAGAAUUUCCUGAUAGAAUGAUGGCUACUUUUUCAGUGGUUCCAUCUCCAAAAGUUUCUGAUACUGUUAUUGAACCUUAUAAUGCCACAUUAUCAAUCCAUCAAUUAGUUGAAUUAUCUGAUGAAACUUUCUGUAUUGAUAAUGAAGCUUUAUAUAAUAUCUGUCAAAAAACCUUGAAGUUACCUCAACCUAAUUAUGCUGAAUUAAAUAAUUUAGUUUCAUCAGUUAUGUCAGGUGUUACAACUUCAUUACGUUAUCCAGGUCAAUUAAAUUCAGAUUUAAGAAAAUUAGCCGUUAAUUUAGUUCCAUUCCCAAGAUUACAUUUCUUUAUGGUUGGUUAUGCUCCAUUAACUUCAAUUGGUUCAAAAUCUUUUAGAUCAUUAACUGUUCCAGAAUUAACUCAACAAAUGUUUGAUUCCAAAAAUAUGAUGGCUGCUUCCGAUCCAAAGAAUGGUAGAUAUUUAACCGUAGCUGCUUUCUUUAGAGGUAAAGUUUCAGUUAAAGAAGUUGAUGAUGAAAUGCAUAAAGUUCAAACCAGAAAUGCUGCUGAUUUCGUUGAAUGGAUUCCAAAUAAUGUACAAACUGCCGUUUGUUCAGUUGCUCCAAAGGGUUUAGAUAUGGCCGCUACUUUUAUUGGUAAUUCAACUUCUAUUCAAGAAUUAUUUAAAAGAAUUGGUGAUCAAUUCAGUGCUAUGUUUAGAAGAAAAGCUUUCUUACAUUGGUAUACUUCCGAAGGUAUGGAUGAAAUGGAAUUUACUGAAGCUGAAUCAAAUAUGAAUGAUUUAGUUAGUGAAUAUCAACAAUAUCAAGAAGCAGGAAUUGAUGAAGAAGAAUUAGAUUUUGCUGGUGAAGCCCCAUUAGAAUAUCGUGAAGAAAUAGUUAAUUAAAUGAAAUCAUACUAAUAAUUGAUUAAUUUUUUAUUGUCUUGUUGGGAAAUGCUUUUAUCUAUCUAUUUUUUUUUUAAUCUUUCUUUAUUAAUUUGUUUAUGAUUUAAUUCUAUCUUGUUGGUUUUAAUUUUGCUUCUUUAUAUAUAUAUAUAAUUAUCCUUCUUUUUUAUUCAUACCCCCUCUCUCUCUCUUUAUCUCUCUCAAUUAUCUCUCUUUUGUUUUAGAAAUCGCAGUACUACAGUUAUUGUUUAUAUGUUUUUGUUUAUGAUGUAUGUGAAUAAAUUAAUUGUACAAUUUUAAUCU
Molecule: messenger RNA, 1803 nt
Organism: Scheffersomyces coipomensis
Lineage: Eukaryota; Fungi; Ascomycota; Pichiomycetes; Serinales; Debaryomycetaceae
Gene: TUB2
Product: beta-tubulin
Exons: 3
Coding region: 145-1500 (451 amino acids)
Biological process (GO): microtubule cytoskeleton organization; mitotic cell cycle
Cellular component (GO): microtubule; cytoplasm
Molecular function (GO): GTP binding; GTPase activity; structural constituent of cytoskeleton
Source: RefSeq, a predicted model, not a curated record